ACUGUCGGCGGUUUCCAUCAUCAAUGAUACAAUCAAGUGGAGAAAUCUUGAAUCAUCAGCAAGGGCUUGAACUCGGAGCUUGUUUUAUCCGACUGGAUCUUUUCCCACCAGCCUUCUUUGGCGUUAUUUGUGCGGUUAUAAUUUAAACAUUUCCAUUUAUUCAGGUGUUGAUCUUUUAGCGAUUAAACAAGGGUUUGUUUGCACAAACUGCGCUUAGUUAAACUUGUCACCACUUUGCUGAAAGAUGGCUGACAACGGAGCACACCCGACAGAAGAGGACCCAGCCGCCGCGUUCCUAGCCCAGCAAGAGAGUGAAAUAGCGGGGAUAGAGAACGACGAUGAAGGCUUUGGGGCGUUGGACGACGCGAACAGCCUAGAGCCCCAGGAGCUGCCGACUACAAACUACGACCCUUUUGGAGAGGAGCCUCCCGCAAUGAAUGGGGAUGUGUUUCAGGAGUCCAAUGGUCCAACAGACAACUAUGCUGCCAUCGCACAGGUAGACAUUCAAAGGCAAGAGCCAGAAAGUCUACGUAAGUGGAGAGAGGAACAGAAAGCUCGUCUCGAGGCUUUAGACUCAGCAUCCAAGGCGGCAGAGGCGGAAUGGCGAGAGAAGGCCAAAAAGGAGCUGGAAGAUUGGCACGUGCACCAGACCGAGCAGAUGGAGAAGCACAAGGCCAACAAUAGACUCUGCCCAAGUCUCACACGGAUUGCUGACAAGGCUUUCUACAAACAGCCCAACUCUGAGCUAAUAGGCUUUGUAGCGUCAGAAGAAGCCUUCCUGGCGGAGAACGAUGGUGACGGCCCCGUGUCGUCGUGGGAACGCGUCGCCUAUCUGUGCGACUUCAACCCCAAAACCAACAAGCAGGCCAAGGACGUGUCCAGAAUGCGCUCCGUGCUCAUCUCUCUCAAACAGACCCCUCUCGUCCGUUAGAGGGACUCGCUCGCACUAACUUUGCCUUUUCACUUAAACCACACUCCACACCGGAUGUUUGUAUCCCGUUUUUCAGAAAACUCUGAUUACAGUUUCGAACCCUCCCUCGCUUUUUGAUGCCUAUUUUUAAUGGAAUCUUACUUUGGUGAGGACCAUGAAGGACUGUUCUAUAAUUAUUGUAGGUUUAUCAUCAUUGAAGAAAAUACUAAGUUAAUCAUUACCUACCCUUUUAAAUUAUUUGGGUCAAUUAGAAAGCAUGCCUCUGCCAAGAUUUGAAAUGCACUUUUUUUUUUAAGCCCUUUCUAUUGUAAAACACUUGCAGAAUGUAACCUCAUAUGCCUCUCAGAGAUGAGAACCACUUUGAAAUGUUGGCUGUGCCCUAUGGUAGUUCUUUUAAUUUAAAAGCAGAAGUUGACUUGGCAGCAGGAAAAAUAUUCCCCAAACAUUUUGUAUCUUUAUUCGCAAUAGAAGACUUGAUCCAUUUCUCUUUCAUCCACUUUUCUAAGCUGCAGUGUUUCACAUUCUUUCACAUGUUGCCUAUUUGCAUAUUAUGAAAACUGAGGGAAAUGAAUGUUAAAAAGGAAUUGGUCAAUAAAAACGAGUAAUCACUU
Corythoichthys intestinalis (scribbled pipefish) is the source of this 1542-nucleotide messenger RNA. RefSeq names its product clathrin, light chain B (gene cltb). Gene Ontology annotation, molecular function: structural molecule activity; clathrin heavy chain binding. Bases 245 to 931 code for a protein of 228 amino acids. Gene Ontology annotation, biological process: clathrin-dependent endocytosis; intracellular protein transport. The transcript has 7 exons. The record is from RefSeq and is a predicted model, not a curated record. Gene Ontology annotation, cellular component: postsynaptic endocytic zone cytoplasmic component; plasma membrane; clathrin coat of trans-Golgi network vesicle. Lineage: Eukaryota; Metazoa; Chordata; Actinopteri; Syngnathiformes; Syngnathidae.